UCCUCCCAGCGUGUGGCCUGUUGGGGGGUGACUGGUGCACUCGGCACGCCUCCGCGGACGUGCAGGACAGGGAGUUGUUUUCCUGGCCGGGGCUGCGCAGCCGCCCCUGCGCGCACGCCCGAACUUCAAACACCCCCCGCCCCCCCAAAGCCAAGGCGCAGACGCAGCCUCCCUGCGUCCACUUCCCCGGGGAGGGGGCGGAGCAGCCGUGGGUUCCGGGUCGCAAACGGAAGUGGACGAUGAAUUUGAAUUGUGCGAGCCGUUGGAUGGGGCUGAGCGGGUUGGGCGUACGGCAGCGCUGCGGUCGUCGUGAGCGGUAACGCGGCGAGCCUGGGACUUGUGCCCCGCGCCUGGUGAAGACGUGCCCGGGGACGGACGGAGGUGUCACGGGCGGCCGGUAAAAUGAAUGAAAAUAAACCUGAUAAUUCACAAAGUCUUGCUUGUGUUUUCUGCCGAAAAAAUGAUGAUUGUCCCAAUAAAUACGGAGAAAAGAAAACAUAUGAAAAAUGGAAUUUUAGUGUCCACUACUACUGCUUGUUAAUGUCAAGUGGAAUUUGGCAGAGAGGUAAAGAAGAAGAAGGAGUUUAUGGCUUCCUAAUAGAAGACAUCAGGAAGGAAGUCCAGAGAGCUUCCAAACUGAAGUGUACAGUUUGCAAGAAGAAUGGUGCUUCAAUUGGAUGUGUGGUACCCACGUGUAAACGAAGUUAUCACUUGCCUUGUGGACUUCAGAAAGAAUGUAUUUUCCAGUUCACUGACAAUUUUGCGUCAUUUUGCUGGAAACAUCGACCCGUUCAAGCAAUUACAUCUAAUAAAUAUAGUAGUUCUUUACCAUGUACUAUCUGUUUGGAAUUUGUCGAGCCUAUUCCUACUUAUAACAUACUACAAAGUCCCUGUUGUAAGAAUGCUUGGUUUCAUAGAGACUGUUUACAGGUUCAAGCAAUAAAUGCAGGAGUGUUUUUCUUUAGAUGUACACUAUGCAAUAAUACAGAUAUCUUUCAGAAGGAGAUGUUGAGAAUGGGAAUUCAUAUUCCUGAAAAAGAUGCAUCCUGGGAGUUAGAAGAAAAUGCGUAUCAAGAGCUGCUGCAGAGCCACGACCGCUGUGAUAUUCGAAGAUGUCACUGCAAAAAAGGCCGCGACUACAACGAACCUAACAGCAAAUGGGAAGUAAAGCGAUGUCAGAGUUGUGGUUCUAGUGGAACGCACUUAGCCUGUUCCUCACUACAGUCUUGGGAACAAAAUUGGGAGUGUUUGGACUGUAGAAGAAUUACCUACACUUCAGAUUUCCAAAAGGCCCCCAAACACCCAUUAGCCAACUCUACUAAUGUGACAGUUACUGACUGCUUGUUGGAAGAGUCAUCAUCUAAGCUCCCCAGACAGUCAACUGUAGCCCAGCAUAAAGAACUACUGAGACUAAAGCAAGAAAUUCAGUUAUCAAGCACAGCGUGUACUUUUAGAAGAGAGUCCUGUUUAACACAAAGGCAAGGCAGCAAAUUUAGGAGAGACAUUUCAACAAUAUUGAUAGAGUUAGGAUUCCAAAUUAAAAAGAAAACUAAGACAUUAUACAUCAACAAAGCCAAUGUGUGGAGGAGUGCCUUAGAGCAGUUCCAGAGCCAGAAGUUUAACCCUUCAUACGCCAUUGACGUAGUGUAUAUUAAUGGCAAUGAGGCUGGAAGCCAGCAUCUUGGAUCAAAGCAGGAAUUUCUGAGUCAUUUAAUGCACCAUCUUGAGAAUUCAUCAGUGUUUGAAGGGUCCUUGGCAAAGAACUUGUCUCUAAAUUCUCAAGCUGUGAAAGAAAAUCUUUACUAUGAAGUUGGCAAAAUGCUUGCCAUUUCUUUAGUUCAUGGUGGUCCUUCACCUGGUUUCUUGUCUGAAACCUUGUUUAAGUGCCUUGCUUAUGGACCAGAAAAUGUUCUACCAACUUUGGAUGAUGUAUCAGACAUUGAUGUUGCACAGAUUAUAAUCAAGAUAGAUUCUGCAACUGAUUUAAACAUUUUAAAUUCAGUAAUAAAACAACACUAUAACUACUUAGAGGUCAGUGGAUGUUUAAGACUUACAACAUCAUUAAGUGAUAAAUUCAUGUUGGUAAAAGACAUCCUUUUCUACCAUGUAAUUAAUAGAGUCAAGGCACCUUUUGAGAGUUUUAAACAGGGUCUGGAAACGCUUGGUGUUUUAGAGAAAAUUCAAACUUACCCAGAAGCAUUUUAUAAGAUCCUAUGUCAUAAACCUGAGAAUCUCUCUGCAAAAAGCCUCAGUGACCUGUUCACAAUUCACACGUUAGCGGACGUACAGACUUUGAGGUUUUGGAACAGUUACUUAAAGGCUAUAGAGGAUGGUAAAUGUACAACAACAAUGGAAGACAUUCUUUUCUUUGCAACUGGUUGUAGCUCCGUCCCACCAACUGGAUUUAAACCCUCUCUGUCAGUUGAAUGUCUACAUGUGGAUUUUCCUGUUGCAGACAAAUAUAGAAACCAUUUAGUUCUACCAGCCACCAACACAUAUGAAGAGUUCCAAGCAAAUAUGGAUUUCGCCAUAAGAGACACUCUAAGACUAGAAAAGGAAGACAGGUCUCACACACGACCUCGGACAUUGAAUGCUUCUUCUAAUGAAGAAAUGCUUAUUUAAAGGCUGCUAUUGAUACCUAUUUUUAUUAAUCAUCACUUUUGAACAUUCUGGCCAGCUUCUUGGUGCAACAAAAUUUAUAACUUUCUCAUAAAGGGAUGGUUUGGCUUCCAAACCACUGAAGGUUUGGUUAAGGCCUUCUAGUCAUGUUUGGUGAUAGCUUUCUAUUACUGUGCUGCCUUCGUAACCAAUAUGAAUAUUUUCUAUUACUGUGCUUUCUUGAUAACUUCAUAUAUUUUUAGAAUGGUUGUACAAACUGUUCAGCUGUACAGGUGCUCAGCUAUAUUAGCAUGACCUAUGAAAAUCUGUUUUCUCGAUUUUUUUAAAAUUAGAAAUAUUUUUUUAGGAUGACACUCUAGUUUUGUGCAGCUAUCAGAUUUGUUUUGUUUUGUUUGUUCUCCUUUACUGUUUGUGGGGUUUUUUUGUUUUUUGUUUUUUUGUUUGUUUUUCUCUACAUAGUCCUGGUUGUCUUGGAACUUAGCUAUGUAGAACAAGCUGUCAAAUUAAAGCAAUAAAUAGAAAAGUUGGCUAAGUCACCUCAUAAAUCAGAGAUACUUUUUUAAUGUUUUGCAAUUAAGUGACCGAUAUAUCAAUUAAAUGACUGAUUGGAAAUAGUCUAUUAAAAGUAAGGCUUUACAAAUAUCUCUAGAACCUAUGUGUCCUCCUUAAGCUUAAAAUCAUGGCUGAGGGAUUUUCAGGUGUGCUUGAAAAUCCCUUAGAAAGUACAGACUGUUUAUGUUCUUUUGUAGUCAGAAUGUCUCAUGCUUGAAACCAUCUAGGUGUCUGAAGAGUGUCUGGACUAUCAUGGUUUCUCGCCAUAACUGCUAUUUAUUACUAAGAUUGUUGUAUGAUUGGUAAGAUCUCACCAUAGCAUUCUAUAGUUACCUUCUUUUGCUUUCAAAAGAUAUACAUUGUAUAAUCAAUGAAUGAAUUAUAAUUUAAAACUACAAGUUAAAAGAAAUACUCUAAUUUUGCCACAUAGAGAUAAAUAAUGUAUUUUGUAUAUUCUUUAUAAACUAUUUAUUUUUCAAUUUUUAUUGUGUUAUGACAGGGUCUUUCUAUAGAGCCCAACUGUUCUAAAUUUGUAAUCUUCCUGCCUUAGUCACUUAGGUGCUGGGAUUAUGACGUAUAUCAAUGUGCCUAGCAAUGUUUAUUUUUUGAGUAUAUGAAUGCUGUCAAGAGUAACAAAAAACCAUGUAAUAAAAUCAAGAUAUGUACAGUCUCAUUUCAAGGCAUGACAUCACUCUCCUGUAAUCCAUGCCCCGAGAGACUAAGGCAAGAGGAUCAGGAGUGAUAACGCAAAUUUAAAACCGUCCUGGCCUACAGGAUACCCUGCUCAGUAAAGAAAGAAAUAAGGACAUGACCCACUCACGGUAGUGUCUUCACACUAACACAAAGUAUGUGUUAUCUGUUGGUCAUGUAUUGUUACUCCUAAGAAACACAAGAUUUAAAAGGGACUUAGAUCCCUUAAACAACAGGAUUGACUUGGUAUUGACAGUGCCCUUCUUAAUGCCAAAGGAAAACUCAGUUGUCAUCAUAGUGCCAUUUUCUUGGUUACAUCAGAACCUUCCAAGUUGUACUUAACAGAACUAAUAGUUUCUCUUUAUCUUGAGCAUUUAGCAAGAAAGCAUUUUUUUAUCUUGUGUUAAAUUUUGCUGGAUGUUUCAAAAGUAAUUAAGUGGGCCAUCAUGAAUAAUUUAAAUCUCAAACUUAAUAGACACCUUUUAUUUCAAGUGUGUUGAUAAGUUGGAUCUUUAUGUUUUAACCGGUUUAAUUCCAGCUGGGGAGAUGGCUCAGUGGUUAAGAGCACCGUCUGCCCUUCUAAAGGUCAUGAGUUCAGUCCUGAGAUAUGUGCAAAAUGUUUAAUUCCUACAGAGUUUUAAAGGCUGUUACAUCCAUACAACUCCAAAAUGCUAUUUUUUAGCUUUUAGUUUGAGGGGUUUUUGUUUGUUUGUUUUUUGUUUUCCCCUAAGAUAAAGCGAACACAGCCUUCAUAAAACAGGGUGGGAUUAUGGAGCCUUGGACUGGCUGGCUACAAGUGAUUUUAUUCCACUUACUCUGUAUGUAAGACAGUGGCAUUGGUGAGAUGGUCUAAAUAUUAACAGGAUACUUACUUCAAGUGAAGCAUCAGAUUUCAAGAUGUCUUCUGGUUCGAAGCUGUUUUGCAUGGUCUCUAGAUCAGUCUAUAUACACUUGAGGCUUAUCAGAGAAACUGCCGUGUUACUGUGUCAUGCUUGUAAUUGUUCCUAUUGUGUUUUAUAGUAUAGUUCUUACAUUAACAUACUUAGUUUCAAAAUUAUGAAGGAACAGUUUUAUGUUUGGUUAAGUAAAAAGCCAGAACUAGUGUGGUCUCUGUCUGCAUUUAUGUUUCCCCCUAAUUAUAUUGGAAGCUUUUGGAACUUGCACAUUCAGUGUUUGUAAAGGGGUGUAUAAUGGUGACUUUGCUUUAGUGUUUAGUCAUACGAAAAUGGUAAGAACUAGACCCUGUUGAUAAAACACGGUUACUAUUACAUAUUUGUUGUGCUUCAGGUAAUGCAGUAUAAAUCAUUACACACACAUUUAAUGAUGAAUUACUUGAAUUUAUAUUACCUGUAACUUGGGAAAUUUUGUAGUCCUUAAAAGAGACCCAGUUUUCAAGUUCUAUUUUUGACCACCUUCAUAUAUACUCCACUACCCACUGUGUAUUAGAAUCUGUGUGUAGAAGUAGUUUAUAAGUCGGCCUGUUUAAAAUGUAUCAAAACACAUACUGCUGGGGAUUAGGCGUGGUGGUAGAAUGGUUUGCCUAGCUAGUAUGUGGAAGGCCUUGGGUUUAAUUUUAAAGCAUGACCAAAACAUUUAAAAAAAAAAAAAGCAUGAACACUUAACAAUAACAUUUCUAAGUAAAUGUUUUUAUUCCACUAAAAUGUGAAGUUGUGAAGUGCUCAUAUAAACUAAAUAAAUGUGUUGGGAAUCUAUCUUAGUUAGGAUUACUAUUGCUGUGAUGAAACUGACCAAAAGCAGCUUGGGACAGAAAGGGUUUAUUUUGCUCCCUUCCAUAGCACUGUUCCUCAAGGAAGGAAGUCAAGGCAGGAGCCUGCCGGUGGGGGUUGAUACAAAGUGAUUGCUGCCUACUGCCUUGCUUUCCCUGGCUUGCUCAUUUGCUUUCUUACAGAAGCCAAGGCCACUAGUCCAGGGUGGCACUGCACACGGGCUGGGCCCUUCCCAUUCGCCACUAAUUAAGAAAAUGCCUUUCAAGGUUGCUUACUUCCUGGUUUCAUGGAGCCAUUUUCUCAGUUGAAGUGUUCUCUGCUUGCAUUUCUCUAGAUGCAUGUCAGGCAUCUAAUAAGGAUGGGGUGGUCUUUUAAUGCAGAUGUGUUUCUUUUCCUUUUUAUUAGUAUAUAAUUGUUUAAAACAAAGGCUGUCAUGACACAUAUAUGCAUACAUGUGUGUAAUGAGCUUUGGUCAUACCCACUCCCCUUAUUGCCUCAUACUUAACCCCUUCCCUAUUUCCAGGAUUGUCUUAAACAAGUUAUGAGGCUGAUGUUAUUAAAGUGGGUAAGAUCCAAAAUCCUUUACUCUUCUCCUCUGAGAGCUCUUUGAACUCAAGAAACAGUUCUCAGCAAAUUUUCUAAGAUAAAACUAUCCCCUGAUGUUCAAUUAUUUAAACCAAAACAUCUGGAGUUAAACCACUAUAAUAAAUUUAACUCUGAAGUCAUGAUUUUUAUUCUAAUACUCAACAUUAAUAUCAUUCUUGGUCAUAGCUUUGCAGGACUGUUCUAUAUAGUUACUCUUCUGAUGAAUAUAUCUUUGUUUAUUCCCCACAUUACACACCAUUGGACAGAAAUACGCAUACAUGCACACUGUAUAAAUGUUAGCAUUGUCUUAGUAUUUUAUGAUAAUGUGCCUUAUAGUCUUGGAAGGAGUUAGUAUGGAACUGAAAUGGUCAAAUGACAAAUUUGUACUUAAAAGUGGGACUGCUCAGGUGAGUAAGAUUAAACUCAUUGGAAGGUGGGAAAGCCAUUCUGCUCAAGAGUCCAUGGACACCAGAAUUGAGAUACUUCUUCCCCUACAAACUGGUAGUUAUAGAUAACCUGUUGUAACUUUAUAAAAAUAGGUAUCUACAUCUGUCAAAUAUGUUUUUAUUGUAAAAAAAAAAAGCAAUCUUGAUUUUAAAAAAUAAGAUAAAUUAUUUGUAUAAUUUUGAAAGCCAAAUUUUUGAAAGUAUGAUUUCAUUUCAGAAUCUGACUGCCUGAGAAUUAACCCGUAAUGCAGUGUCAUCGGUGGGUUCAUUGGUUGGUAAUAAGUUGUCAUUGUAUAUAUUUUGACAUUAAUAAAAUCUAUUAUGAAAAUG
Mus caroli (Ryukyu mouse) is the source of this 6949-nucleotide messenger RNA. RefSeq names its product G2/M-phase specific E3 ubiquitin protein ligase (gene G2e3). The record is from RefSeq and is a predicted model, not a curated record. Gene Ontology annotation, cellular component: nucleus. NCBI's taxonomy places the organism in Eukaryota, Metazoa, Chordata, Mammalia, Rodentia, Muridae. Gene Ontology annotation, molecular function: ubiquitin-protein transferase activity.